CUAAGCGAAUACAUACCGAUAUGAAUUCUAGCGUGAGAUCCGAAGGAAUUGAUCCGUCCGUUGUGAGUUCUAGGCAUGUAUUUCGCGGGAUAGAGUACGUUGUCACCCUCAUGAUUGACAGCGACAAAGAAAUAUUUGUCCUUGAAGUCGAAGACAGGCUUACAUCCGAUCAAUGGAGAGGACAGUUUGAUGCCAGAUAUAUUGAAGACUUGACCCAUAAAACUGGGAAUUUCAAGCAGUUUACGGUGUUUGUCAACAUGCUUGAAAAUGCACUUUCAAAGAGUAGUAACUCAGUAUCUGUGGACCUUUUGACGUAUGGUGACCUUGAAUCAUUGCGUAAACAACAACAUCACAGAACUGGCUUUGGAACACAGCAUAUUCCUGGUGCAAAAACAAGAUCACAACUUCAUUCCAAGAGAUACCUUAUUAUGACAUAUACUGUUGAAUUUGACAGGAUACAUUACCCACUUCCUUUGCCAUAUGUGGGAAAACCAGAUCCAGUGCAGCUACAAGAGACUAUAAGAAAACUAAGAGAAGAAAACCAACGUCUUAAAGAACAGCUCAUGAAAGGUUCAAGAACCUCUGCACUGACUCACCUUCAAAAGGAGCAUGACAAGUUGGCCAAGGAAAAGAUGGAAAUAGAAAAGAAGUUUGAGACAUUUCAACGGGAAGUGAAACAUACUUCCAAAGCAAACACAGCCAAGGAAAUCAGAGUGUUAAAAAAAGUUGUACAGAAUCUUGAGAGUGAACUAAUGAAGGAGAAAAACAAAUAUCAAAGAACAAUCAAUAAAAAAAAUGAAGAACAUAGGAAUGUAGUUGAGGAGCUAGAAGAAAUCCGUGCAAAUGAGCGUAAUUUAAGAGCGAGAUGUAGAAGCUUAACAAAUGAACUUGCAGUAUUAAAACGAGGAACUAGACCAUCACCAGCCCAAAGUAGUAGUUCAGCUGCUAGGAGAGGCCGGGCUCCCCGACGUUCUAUUUCUCAAGAAAGGAGACCGCCUUCUAAACAGUCUUCAGGCAUGCGCAGUAGAACACCUUCACCAGCAGUUGGAAGAGCUCCACGGUUUGACCCAACAGCAUAUGUCAAAGAAAAGCAAAGGAAACAGAAGGAGAUGGACGAAGCCAGAGGGCGAAAAAGAUCCCAUUCCAGUGGAUCUGGGACACGAGCUCGUUCAAGGUCCCUAUCAGCAGAUCGCUUACCUCGUAAAGGCCCAGGGUCAGGAAGAAAGAACCCCAGCUUGUGGUCGGGAGGCAGGAGAACAUCGUCCAAUGGUAGCCUGGGCACUAGGCGCUCGUCCCAGUCCUCUGUGGAUAGAGACUACUUGUCUGAUGACGUAGACGGACAUACGAAACCACGACGAGUGAAAACCAGGCCCAUUAUCGGCUCAGCUGGAAAGACGAAGACUGGUUCCAAGAAAAACUCGUGGUACAGCCCUGGGGAUUCGGAUAUGGAGCGAGGAACAGCAGUGAAAGUAGCCACAGUACCCUAUUCAAGUACACCAGAGAAUAGUCGAACACACUCCAGAGGUUCAGAGAAACACCGUCACGCCACGCCUUUACGAGACAUUGGGAACGAGUCCCUGAAUCGGUCAGCGGAGAUGAUGGAAAUUGAUGCGCGAUUGAACGCACUGCAGAAGUUUAUGAAAGAAAAUAUGCCUUGAUGCCUUGAUGCCUUAGCACUUCACUUGUCUCAUAUAAUCACAUCCAGAGUAUCGAAAAUGAUAACUGCCCACCUAUAUGUACCACAAUAUUUCAUCGUACUCUAGAAAUCUAGGAAAUGAUUUUCAUUGUAAAUAGAUCAUUUUACUAAUUCUUAAAGUAUUAUGCUGUAUUUUAGGCUGUUGUAUCUUAAUGUAAAUAAAUGUUUUAAAGUCGACCCAAUUAAACCCAACUAGGAACUAAGGGUUGUCUUGCUUAACGACUGCUGAGUACGACGGCAUUACAUCUGGCAUGUCCAGCACAUUUUGACCACGCUUUAAAAGGUCAUCGGAAAAGCCAUGAAGGCGAGCUCACGUAAAAAUCUCAAAUUAAUUUAUAUAAACUGUAGUUUGGUUGGAUUUACUGCGCGCUCUUGGGUGUUCCAUCCUGUCUCUUUUGUGCCACUUUUUUGUCCUUGGUCUGCCCAGUGGUCCCUUUCUGAUUCCCUCGUGCGUUCCAUUUUUCGUUCUCCUUUUCUCCUUUUUUUGUACGCUCCUUGUUGCUUUCCGUUGUACUUUCAGUCGUGCAUCUCAGCCAGAGCAGCCCCUUUUUUGUUUUUUAUGCUAACGUUUUUAACUUCAUACUUUUGUUUUUCUCGCAAAAGGUGAGUAACGUGAAACUUUUGUUUUUCCGAAAACACACGGAAGAUGCACUCCUCCCGUUCUUCUCCCCUCGACCACUUCACUCUAAGUUCCUUCUCGGUCCUUUCAGCCGCGGUCAAAUCCUUCCAGCCGGAGCCUGGUUACAGGCUACACUUCAACGUAAAACAAAAACCGGCAAAUUUAAUUAUCAAAUUGUCGCGAAAAAGCACGUUCUCAUUGAUUGCAGUAUGCUUGGUUUUGAAAAUACAAUUAGUGUACAGUAAUAUAAUAUCGAUUAAUACAAGGCCGCGGGGCGUUUCAACAAGUUUCGGCUGUAACGAUAAUUUUAAAGGGUAACGUUUUGGCUGAAUAUAUACCUCUUACUAACCGAGUUCUAGGGCCGUAA
Molecule: messenger RNA, 2682 nt
Organism: Orbicella faveolata
Lineage: Eukaryota; Metazoa; Cnidaria; Anthozoa; Scleractinia; Merulinidae
Product: centrosomal protein CCDC61-like
Cellular component (GO): ciliary basal body
Source: RefSeq, a predicted model, not a curated record